GAGUGCGGCAGUAGGUGAUUCUGAUUCAUAAAGUGCGGUUAGAAGCCCACUGGUGUUGAGGAAGGUUGUGUGGUCGUGCAGCUGUGGCCCCGUUGCGCCGUUGUUUUCCCCGUCCCGCCGCGCUCGCGCCACCGCCAGCGCCCCAAACCUUGCGACGGGCCUCCGUGGAUGCGCCGGCCGCGUCACCCGCGAUGGACACGCUCUUCCUGCCUGACCCCAUGCAACGCUACUUCUACGACUUCUUCCAGUGUUGUGAGGAGGACAAGUCUGGCAAAGUGGACGUAAACAAAUUGCUCGAGCUGAUCCGGUCCGGCAACGUGCCGGACGAAACUAUCGACCAGAUAGCAGAUAUCUGCUGGUCGCAAAGCGCGAGUUAUGUGAACAGCAAGCAGUUUUGCUCUGCGUUGAAACUAGUCGCUGCUUAUCAAUCAAACGUGCCUAUCAGAUCUGAGAUUUUGUCGUCAAGCACCGUGGAGUUGACAUGGCCGCGGUUCAGCAAGCCGCAUGUGGAACCACAGGCGGAUUUGAUCGAGCUGCGCAAUGACGAUUCGGUGAGCACCGACUCGGAGGUGGACAGCGAGACGUUGAGUGUGGGCCGAGGAGGCAGUCCGGGUGCAUCGAGCACGGCGUCCGACAGCCCGACACCGACGAACAGCGUACAGGAUCGCAGCUGGGCGAUCACAAGCACAUGGCAGGGCCUGGUCUCCGAAGAACAGCGCCAGCUGCUCGGUACGGAAGAAGAGUCCUCGGACCGGCACAGCAGCGAGGAGGAUACCGAAGUCUCGACGGAAGUGUGGAACAUCACGCCCGAACAGCGCGAGUACUACACCACUCAGUUUAAGUCUCUGCAGGCAGAUACGAACGCGCUGCUCGCCGGGUCAGUCGCGCGAAUGUUCUUCGAAAAGUCCCGCCUGCCCGUGCAUGAACUGCGCAAAAUUUGGCAGCUGGCGGAUGUGACUAAGGAUGGUGCACUCAGCCUCCAGGAAUUCAGCGCGGCGAUGCAUCUGGUUGUCCUGCGACGCAACCACAUCGAACUCCCCACUACCCUCCCACCGCAGCUGCAGCCGACGAGCGCAUCGCCAGCCUCCGAGACGCCCGAGACCGAACCAAUUCUCUCGCCACAAACGAAAGAAUCGUCCAAGGAAUGGACCAAGUUCGUCGACAGUCCGACGAACUCCGUUUCAUCGCCGGGGCCGAAACCGGUCAACUUUGAUUUUCAUAAGGGUGCGCUGGAAAUGGACCCGAAAAUUUUACACCCUGUUGCUUUACGAUUGACGCCGGAGGUACUCAACGACGACGAGGAGGCUAGUCCAAAGAAGAGCGAGGAUAAGACUACGAGCGCCAUUCAGCGCCCGCAGCCGAAGAAGUUCGCCGUGCCCGGCCCCGGCGCCAUCCCGCCUCCGCCGUCGGACGGGCCCGUUAGUUUGCCGGCGUUUCCACCGCCGAAGAAAGAGAAACCGCCACCGCCGCCACCUAGACCAUUCAAAACGCACGGGCGCAGCUCCAGCCUCGAUCUUAAUAAACUCAACAAGCAUCUGGCUCCGCCCACCGUGCCGCCACGGAUUAGUCCGAAUGUGCAGCACAGCACAAAGAAACAGUUGAUUAACCAACGUUCCGAGGACUGCCACGUCAAAAAGGAUCAGACUCAGUUCGCCGACUUCGAACAGUUUGAGAAAUACGAGAAUGUGUUAGACGAGAUAUUUCCAGGUGAUCAGUACGAGGCCGAGCGCAAAAAGCUGUUCGCGCAGUUCUCGGUAACACCCGAGAACGCCUCGCAGGACAUCGCCGACGGACCGCGAAGACACGGCGCGUUCGAAAUCUACCGCAAGCCGCCGAAAACACGCGACAGCCCGAUGGCGGCCGAGGACCGCGCCAGAUUCGACCUGUUCGUGAAACUGCAGGAGCAGAACACGGUGCUGCUGCGUCUGUGCCAAGAACUGAGCCAGGAGCUGGUCGAGAUCAAGGAGGAGAAGGUGGCGCUGAAGCUUAGACUGGAGAAACAGGUGCGCGGCGACGCCAGGGCGCACAACACUACGCCCGCGCUCGCAAAGAAUAGCAAAUAAUCGCGCGCGCGCACGCAGACGCCGAAGUCUAUAUACACAUGUUAGGAUAUCAUUACAUUAAACAUAGCUGCUGAUUCGGUGAAUGCCGCCACGAGAAUCUAAUUUUCGCAGCGCAUUGAAUCAUUACGACGAAAUCAAAAAUCAAAACGCGGUCAUGACGCGGCGCAUGAUUAUUUAAUUGUAAACAAAUAUCUAAAGUGAAGUUAUUAUUAGCAAUAAUGUUACAAUUAUAUAUCUUGUUGUAUAUAUUAUCGAGAAAUUAUUAUAAACAAACACUCAUCGAGCGGCGGCGUGGUCGUCACUGAUUUCUCAAAUUUGACAGAAAUUCGAAUUCACUUUGUACUUCACUGUGUUGUACGCGCGGGCAGGAUGUGGAAUGGGCAAACCUAUGUAAUGUGAUAAUUUGAAAAUUGCAUGAAUUGAAAAUUCGACUACGACAACAACAAAUACAAGUUAGAACGCACCAAAAUGUAGACAAAAUAAUAUUCGAAAACUAACUACUAUUUCGCCUUCAAAAAGGCACACUUAUUUAAUUUUUUGUAAAAUUGUACAUCAGAUGUAUCGAAAACAAAAUGAAAGAAACAACAAACAAAACACACACACAACCGAAUUUCAAUUGAUUUACAUACACACACAGACACGCGCGCGAUCGUCGCAAGUUGCCGAACUGAAAUUAUUUUUUAUACCGAUGAAAUUCCAUCAGGAGCACUGUUGUAAUAACUGUGGUUUUAUUCUUAUAGGUUAUGAUUAUAAAUGAUAUAUGCUUGCAAUAAACAUUCUUCAGAUGAUUCAGAGCAA
Dalotia coriaria is the source of this 2861-nucleotide messenger RNA. It is a transcript of the gene Reps, whose product is annotated as RALBP1 associated Eps domain containing. The record is from RefSeq and is a predicted model, not a curated record. Lineage: Eukaryota; Metazoa; Arthropoda; Insecta; Coleoptera; Staphylinidae. Gene Ontology annotation, cellular component: plasma membrane; cytoplasm; presynaptic membrane. Gene Ontology annotation, biological process: endosomal transport; clathrin-dependent synaptic vesicle endocytosis. The coding region runs from base 192 to 2063 and encodes 623 amino acids. Gene Ontology annotation, molecular function: protein binding; molecular adaptor activity; calcium ion binding. The transcript has 3 exons.